AUGGAGCAAAAUACGAGAGAUUUAGAACUACGAGAGCAGGACCGGUGGUUACCUAUUGCGAAUGUCGCCAGACUUAUGAAAAACACUCUACCACCCACAGCUAAAGUGUCAAAAGAUGCUAAGGAAUGUAUGCAAGAGUGUGUUUCUGAAUUCAUAUCCUUCAUUACUAGUGAGGCUUCCGAUAAAUGUUUGAGGGAAAAGAGAAAGACAAUCAAUGGGGAGGAUAUACUAUACCUGAUGUACGACUUGGGGUUUGAAAAUUAUGCAGAAGUGUUAAAAAUAUAUCUUGCUAAAUACCGAGAGCAACAGGUUCUCAGGCAAGAGAGAGGCGAAACAAGACUCACCAAAAAGCAGGCCAAGUUGCAGGCAGCGCAACAGCAAGCAGCACAAGAGGCAGCAGCAGCGUUAGAGGUGACGACGAAUGAGAUUAGCGAGACGGGGGAUGUUGAAGAGAUGGUGGAGAGUAGUUAUUGA
This is a messenger RNA of Lodderomyces parapsilosis, 474 nucleotides long. It is a transcript of the gene HAP31, whose product is annotated as Hap31p. Lineage: Eukaryota; Fungi; Ascomycota; Pichiomycetes; Serinales; Debaryomycetaceae. The transcript has a single exon. Bases 1 to 474 code for a protein of 157 amino acids. Gene Ontology annotation, biological process: regulation of transcription by RNA polymerase II. Gene Ontology annotation, molecular function: protein heterodimerization activity; RNA polymerase II cis-regulatory region sequence-specific DNA binding; DNA-binding transcription activator activity, RNA polymerase II-specific. Gene Ontology annotation, cellular component: nucleus; CCAAT-binding factor complex. The record is from RefSeq and is a predicted model, not a curated record.